CCGGCGUCAAAACCAGCGCUUUCUUCAUCCGCAUCGUAUCCUCCUGCGCGUCCGAUAAACACGCACUCUUUCACACCUGCGCUGAGCCGGUGAUGAAGUCGUCUGCCGGUGGCACUCGGCUCUUUGACAUCUGAGUAUACAGAUCUCGUGCAACGAGCAUGCACCGACCGAUGGAUAACCCGCACCAACACUCACCAGCGUCGGUUUUAUGAUUUCAACACCCAUCUACAGUGUGUUGUUGACAAGUGUCCCGUGUGCUUGACCCGUAUGGUGCUGUGUGUCCGACACUUACUCCGAUGCAGCGCAUGAGAGACCUGGCAGCUGGGCGGACAGAAGUUCGCUAGCCGAUGCCGGGGGACCGCAAAAGGUCUUCCCGGCGACAGCCGGCCAAGAAGCGGCAACAGUCCGAAGGCAAAUGCAAGUCAUGCUGCAAGCGUGUGGCGUCGUUCUUGCUUUCCCACCUGGGGCUAUGCGCCCUGGUGGUGGGCUAUGGUCUACUCGGAGCGCUGGCGUUCAGGGCCCUGGAAGGUCCGUACGAAGUGCAAAAGGCGAGCGAAGUGAAGAACAUGAGGGAAGAGACGGUGUCCAGAUUGUGGGAGGCCACCCUGCAGUUGAACGUGCUUUACAAGGAGAAUUGGACCGCGGUAGUGGAUCGCGAGAUUCGGGAGUUUCAAGGGCGUAUUGUGGCGGCGGUCAAGGAUGGAUACGAUGGCACCGAAACAGGAGACAGCAGGCAGUGGUCCUUGUCUGGAGCUUUCCUCUACUCGCUCACCGUCAUCACUACAAUAGGCUACGGCAACAUUGCGCCCAAGACGAACUGGGGCAAGGUCGUCACAAUCCUGUACGCCAUCGUCGGGAUUCCACUAAUGUUGCUCUACCUGACCAACAUCGGGGACAUCCUGGCGAAGGCUUUCAAGUACGUGUACGGUCGGCUGUGCUCCUGCGAGUCUCGCCAGCAGCAGCGUCGAAGACCCCCACUGGCCGAGCACUACCGGGUGCACCACAUCGUGGUGCACGAGAACGCGCAGCAGCUGCCCAACAGCAACGCUUGCUCAAAGAAGCUGCCGAACUCCAUUACAAGAAGCAAUCCGUCCGGUCCGUUGCACGAAGACGAGGUCAAAGUAGAGGGCCUGACGGACGAUUUCCUGGACGACACGGAGUACGAGCGGCCCCGAGUGACAGUGCCCAUCACGCUGUGCAUGGCCAUCAUCACGGGUUACAUCUGCGGCGGCGCCGUUCUCUUCUCCAUCUGGGAAGACUGGAACUACCUGGACGGUUCCUACUUCUGCUUCGUCACCCUCAGCACCAUCGGCUUCGGCGACCUGGUGCCCGGAGACAACGUGGUGUCCGACAGCGGUUCGCAAGAGAAGCUCGUGAUCUGUUCGUUGUACCUGCUCACGGGACUGGCGCUCAUAGCAAUGUGCUUCAACCUGGUUCAGGAAGAAGUGGUCCACAAAAUACGAACAGUGGGGCAGAGACUAGGUAUGAUUAGUGACUCGGAGGACUCCGACGACUGACGGUGGAUGCCCGGUGGUGUGCAGUUUCUCGCCGUGACUCUCGGUACACUGGUUGCUACCAGGGCGAGAAGGAACAGGAUUGUUGGGACGUCUUCUAUGCUGGACAGCACACCCGACGCCAGUGGCGGGGGUCAGGGCGCGGUCGGGGGGGCGACGAAGAAUGAGGAUGCCAUUCUGGAGGAGGACGAAGAGGAAGAGUGAUCGACGCAACAGGGGUGUGUAUGGCUCAAGCUGGACCGCGGUGCUCUGAGGCGCGCCUGUGGCGAUACACAUCACUAACUUUCAGAGUACGCAUCCAAGGUCCCGAAAAAAAUUGCUCAUCUACUCAGAGGUCGUCGUCACCACUGCCAAGGGUCAUCCGCGGAACGUCCCAUAUACGUCCCGCGGUUGCUCAGGGAACGUCUCAUAUACGCAUGAGACGUGACCACUGCCGCUGGAAUCGUAGGAAGGAAGUCUACCGCGGAACAGCAAAUAACGACGUCGUCAGGAGUGCACACCACCGGGACAUUCGUUUCUUCUUAGGUACACAGUGUAUGAGAAUUACAGCCACAACCUAACCUCGG
Ornithodoros turicata is the source of this 2080-nucleotide messenger RNA. Its product is annotated as TWiK family of potassium channels protein 7-like. The record is from RefSeq and is a predicted model, not a curated record. Gene Ontology annotation, cellular component: plasma membrane. The transcript is spliced from 4 exons. Gene Ontology annotation, biological process: stabilization of membrane potential; potassium ion transmembrane transport. Lineage: Eukaryota; Metazoa; Arthropoda; Arachnida; Ixodida; Argasidae. Gene Ontology annotation, molecular function: outward rectifier potassium channel activity; potassium ion leak channel activity. The coding region runs from base 348 to 1517 and encodes 389 amino acids.